AUGAUGGAUAAUAGUUCUUUCAACGUAAAGCUAGAAGAUAUCUCUGGAAUGAGGUUAUCCAAAAAAGCAAUUUUGACAUCAAAAUGGGCACUGUCAAUGGAAGUAAUUGAAGAGCUAAUAAAAGAUCUCUCACAAUAUAAAGAAGUCGGCACAAAAGAUUUCGUCACUAUGAGAGAUGAAAUUAAUAAUGCAUUGAAAGGUUAUAAUGAUGCAAAAAUUAAUUUGAAAAACUGAAUAGCGCUACAAGACAAAAUUACAGGUAUAAGCAUUGAGAGAAAAUUAUUGGAUGCUACGGCUGAAAUUAACAAGAACUAUACAAUUAAAAGUAAAGUUUGGCAGACAGAAACUGUAGAAACAUCCUAUCACAAUACACUUUGCUCCAGGUGCAAUACCUUAUGCCACGAGCGGUGCGGUCUGCAAUAUACUAUAAACACAAACGCGAAUAUAUUUACUGGCUGCGCUUGUAUGGAUGAUGUAAAAUGCAAUGUUUGUAGUUGCGACUAUACUGUCCAUUUUCACGAUAAAAAGAAGCCUGUAAGAGUGGAAAAAGAAAUCACAAGCGUAUUAGCUGGUAUGAAAGAGAAAUAUGAGGUUUCGACCAAAAAUUACGAGAUAAAAUCAAAAGAAGAAUCCAAGUGCAUAUUGGAGAGUGAGGAUUGCAAUAAUAAAGUUAAAUCAGCACAGCAAAAGAUAACUGAAUCAGUAAAAAGACUUUUAGUUGUCAACCCAGAUUAUAACAUUUUGAAUGAAAUUGAAUAUGAUAUUAAAAAGAACCAACAUGAGCUAGAUAAUGAGAAAGAUAUGAAAAUCAGAACUGAAAAAAAUAGCAUAAUAAAGGCUUUAACAGAAAUUGCUCACUCAAUCUCAUCAUUAUUUAAGUAA
This is a messenger RNA of Blepharisma stoltei, 882 nucleotides long. NCBI's taxonomy places the organism in Eukaryota, Ciliophora, Heterotrichea, Heterotrichida, Blepharismidae. The record is from the annotation of a GenBank genome assembly.